Molecule: messenger RNA, 1316 nt
Organism: Solenopsis invicta (red fire ant)
Lineage: Eukaryota; Metazoa; Arthropoda; Insecta; Hymenoptera; Formicidae
Product: 5'-AMP-activated serine/threonine-protein kinase catalytic subunit alpha-like
Exons: 3
Coding region: 48-1316 (422 amino acids)
Source: RefSeq, a predicted model, not a curated record
AAAAUAAAUAUCAACUUAUAAAAAUUGCUAAAAAUUUAAACACAAAUAUGCCAAGAAUUGCUUUACAAAAUAUAAAAUUAGUGACUGAUGCUAAAAGUAUCAUUAAAGAAGUACAGCAUGUCAGUAGUGUUAAUAAGCAUAUCACUAGUUCGAUUAACUGCAUAGACUUUGAGAAGAAUACAAUAUCUUUUGAUAAAAGAUCUGAUCGCAAUACAGUAAACGAUGGUGAGAGUAACAUUAGUAAUCCUGUGAUACGUACUGACUCUGAUAAGAUAGCAUUUAUCAAUAAUUGUGAUAAUAAAGAUAAUAGAGAAAAGACUGGAAAUCUGAACGUAACAUUUUCCUUUGAUAAGGGCAAUAAUUUAGAAAGGGUUGAUGAUAUUAAUGCCACAAAUUCCAUGAAUGGAAACACUUCUGAUAAUACAUCUUCCUACAACAAUGGUAAUCAUAUCAUGAUGGACAAUGAGAAAAAUUCUAGCAUUGAUUUUGUAGCUAAUGUUGAACCAAAUAGUUGUGAAGUGAGAGAUGUUAACUAUUCCAUGAACGUUAAUGAUAACAUAUGCAAUGGCAAUGAUCUUAGUAUACUAGAUAAUAUUAUCGAUAUCAACAAUUCUACGAAUAUCAAUUUUGAUGAUGUAUUGUCUUAUGGGAAUGACAAAGGCUGUAAAUUUUUAGACGAUAAUAAUAUCAAUGCUAUAAAUAGUCAUAAUUCUGAUAACAAUGAAUUAUUUGUUAACCUCAAUGGCAGUGGCAAUAAUUCUGAGACAGGUAUUGUUAUCAAUGGUGACCUUAUAUUUCCCUUUGACAUUAACUCUAAUAUAUUGGAUGAUGAUAAUGCUACUGCCAAAACUUCUGCGAGUUCCAGUAAUAAUGUUGAUAUGAUCCUUCCUUGUAAUGACACAAGUGAUAAUAUUGCUUCUGCAACAAAUAUAACAAAUAUUUCUGAAUAUCUACCUUCAACAUCAGAAACUACAGUUGAAACAGAAAUUGUAGAAUGUGAAAGAAAUCAUGUUUCUACAAAUAAUGAUAAAAAUUCUUCAGUGUCCCUGAUAGACAUUUCUUCUGUAAAUGCAUUUGGUUGUAGAGAAGAAAAUUUAAGUAUUCCAUUUUCUCAACCUAAAGGACUUCAAAAAAAGAAUUUUUGCUACUACUGCAAAAAGUUUCAAAGUAAAAUUGCACGCCAUUUAGAAAAUGUACAUAAACUGGAACCUGAAGUGCAGAAAUUCAUAUUAUUGUGUCAAAAGGUAAUCAUAUUUUUAAAUUCUACAGAAAUUUAUAAAAUUUUAUUGUACAUUUCUUCUUAUCAUUGUCAAUAA